Molecule: messenger RNA, 180 nt
Organism: Pneumocystis murina B123
Lineage: Eukaryota; Fungi; Ascomycota; Pneumocystomycetes; Pneumocystales; Pneumocystaceae
Exons: 2
Coding region: 1-180 (59 amino acids)
Cellular component (GO): mitochondrial intermembrane space
Molecular function (GO): copper ion binding; copper chaperone activity
Source: RefSeq, a predicted model, not a curated record
AUGGCAGAAAUUAAGAAAAAGUCAGAUAUUUCUGAAGAAAAGCCUAAGCCAUGUUGUGUUUGUUUAGAAACAAGAAAAGCAAGAGAUGAUUGUAUGGUUUCAAAAGAAGGAGAUCCGUUAAUAAUAUGCCAAGAAUUAAUAGAAGCACAUCGCCAGUAUGUUCUGAUAUGGAUCGGCUGA